Messenger RNA from Equus quagga, 711 nucleotides. RefSeq names its product obscurin-like. The record is from RefSeq and is a predicted model, not a curated record. The annotation marks the transcript as partial. The transcript has 3 exons. NCBI's taxonomy places the organism in Eukaryota, Metazoa, Chordata, Mammalia, Perissodactyla, Equidae.
CGUAUCCCUCUGUCCCCAGAGCCCUCGGUGGUGUUUGCCAAGGAGCAGCCGGCACACAAGGAUGUGCAGGCUGAGGUGGGGACCAGCGCCACACUGAGCUGCGAGGUGGCCCAGGCCCAGACAGAGGUGACGUGGUUCAAGGACGGGAAGAAGCUGAGUGCGAGCUCGAAAGUGCACGUGGAGGCCAAGGGCUGCACCCGGCGGCUGGUGGUGCAGCAGGCAGGGAAGGCGGAUGCUGGGGAGUACAGCUGCGAGGCGGGGGGCCAGAAGGUCUCCUUCCGCCUGGAUGUCACAGAGCCCACGAUGGUGUUUGCCAAGGAGCAGCCGACCCACAGGGAGGUGCAGGCCAAGGCGGGGGCCAGCGCCACACUGAGCUGCGAGGUGGCCCAGGCCCAGACAGAGGUGACGUGGUUCAAGGACGGGAAGAAGCUGAGUGCGAGCAAGAAAGUGCAGGUGGAGGCCAAGGGCUGCACCCGGCGGCUGGUGGUGCAGCAGGCAGGGAAGGCGGACGCAGGGGAGUACAGCUGUGAGGCCGGGGGCCAGAAGGUCUCCUUCCGCCUGGGCGUCACAGAGGCCAGCAGAGCCCAGCCAACAGGCGGAACAUGUGGGGACAUCUGCUCUAUCCGGCGUCAGACAGUGGGUCUCAGUGCAGACAGACAGCAGCCCGAAGGAGCGGAGGUGGGCUCCAAGUCGGCUCUGUGUAAGACCUGA